CGAGAGUCCAACAGCUGGUCGUAAAGCGUUCAUUCUAAUUGGAAUUUAAGCUUGAAAAUUAGUUAAACACGAUCGUACACUAAAAUAUUGUUGUUGAACUGUGCAUGCCAGUUGGCAAAAUGUUUGCACGCACUUUCAAAGUGGUUUAUCGACCGACAAGAAACAACUUCCUGCUGCUACCCGAUCAGUACUACGGGGUCGUUUCAACUUAUGACACUGGCUGCCUUAAGCUGCAGUACAAUGGCCGGAUGCACUAUGCCUCCUGGGCGCCACAGGCGGGCGGCGGCAUCAAAGAUAACGAAAUUGGGAUCAAUGCCAGGGCGGCCAAGGAGCUUGAUCUACAUGAAAAUGACUUGGUCAAGUGCGCCCUCAUCGCUGACGUUCUCAAUCUGCGCAGCGUUCACGUCACUCCCGUCUCGGCCAAAGAUUGGGAGAUCAUUGAACUGAGUACGGAGAAAAUCUCUGCCAGCGUUUUGGAACAAACUCGUAUUGUGAAUUCUCCGCAAAUUUUGCUUGUUUGGAUUAAUAAGUCAAUGCAAGUGGCGCUGACAGUGGAUCGCCUAAAGCCUUACAUGAAAUUUGGACGCAUUGAUCACAACACGCAGCUAAUUGUGGCGCCAAAUCUGUACAAGAAUCUAACCAAUGGUGAUACCAAUGACAACGACGACAAGGAGAGCGCCAAGCUGUCGCGCAGUAGGACUAGCGCACAUGUGCGGGAUGAUGUGACAAUAUCAGCGCCGGCGGGACUCGCUCACUCUGCCACGAUGGCCAGUGUGAAGAACAGUUUGCAGCGCAACAAGCGGCAGGAUCACAUGGAGCGUCUGAAGAAGGAUUUACGGCGUGAGAGCUCGCGUGUGUUUGAGUUUCGCGUCAUUCGGGGAUUGUGGCACGAGAAGGCACAGGAAUCGGAUGUAUACAUAGCUUCAUCGCAUUUGCCGGAAUUCAUGGACUUGGAACAGUUUUACAGCAUGCGCACUGCCGGCGACAAGGAGUACUAUGUGCGUGUGCGCCGAGCCAGCGAGGAUAGCUUUGAUUUGCCGGCCACCAUUCAUCCGUCCAUCAAGCUGAAUGCGAAUCUGAUGAAGCUGCUGAACAUCAAGGAGCUGGAGCGCGUUGUGCUGCGACCAAAGACAACCGUGGUGAACUUUGUGGAGAAGAUUGAGUUGUUCGCUCAUAAGAAGACGCAUUACAAGAUCAUUGAGAAUGCAUUUAAGCGAUUUGUGAUUGAGAAAACACAAAAGGGGCCGAUGUUGCUCAAUCAGGAGGAGGUGGUACGCCUGGAGGAUGAUCUGCUGGUCACCGUCGGCAUAUUGCCCGAACAUUUUCGCUAUUGCGUCGUCGAUGGACAGUUCCUGAAGGAAUCGAAAAUCUAUGCGGCCGAUUUGGUGCGUCCCGUUAACGAAAUCAUCAAGGAACAACCGCCAGCGCCAUCGCCACUGAGUGUUAAGGAUCUAAUCCGGCUGCCAGAGUACGAUAAGAUUGUCGAUGAAGUUGUCAGCGAGCUGCGCAUGAAUCUGUGCCUCAACGCCCAGAACUCGGUGCUGCGCCAGGGCAAUGUGCUCCUGACGGGAGCCGCCGGCACUGGCAAGACGGUGCUUGUGGAGCGUAUACUAGAGCAGCUGGCCAGUCAGCCGGACUACUGUUACUUUGAUAUCUUCUACUGUUCGCGCAGCAAGGGACGCAAAACGGAGUCCAUACAAAAGGAUCUGCGCAACAUAUUCACCACCUGCCUGUUGCAUGCCCCCGCUAUUGUUGUGCUGGAGAAUCUAGAUGUGCUCGCGCAUGCGGCCGGUGAGCAAUCUAGCCAAGAUGGCGAGUACUUCAACCGGAUGGCGGACACCGUCCACCAGCUGAUAAUGCAGUACACCAGCAGCAAUGCCAUUGCCGUCAUUGCCACAGUCAGUGAGCUUCAGACGCUGAACAAGCGCCUCAGUGCGCCACGGGGUCGACAUCUGUUCCAGACCAUUGCCCGACUGCCUAGCCUGGAGCGCGCCGAUCGUGAGAUCAUUCUGCGUGAGCUAUGUGGUCAUAUUGCGACCAGGGAUUUGGACGUAGUCAAGUUCUCCAACCUAACAGAGGGAUAUCGAAAAUGCGAUCUUGUGCAGUUUGUGGAACGCGCCAUUUUCUAUGCCUAUCGUAUCAGCAAAACACAGCCGCUGCUUACGAAUGAGCAACUCAUCGAGUCCCUGGAGCACACGAAUUCCUAUUGCCUGCAGGGCAUUCAAAGCAAUCAAAAGACUGGCUUCGAACCGAAUGAAAUGCGCGUCGAGGAGCUGCCCGGCCUGGAACCUGUGGUUACCGUGCUCGAGGAGGUUCUUAUGUGGCCAUCAACGUACCCAACAAUAUUUAACUCAUCGCCGUUGCGUAAUCAAGCUGGUGUGCUGCUCUAUGGACCACCGGGUACGGGGAAAACGUUUUUGGUCUCGCAACUGGCCAGCUGCUGGAGUCUGCGUAUCAUUUCGGUGAAGGGUCCCGAACUCCUGGCCAAAUACAUUGGCCAGAGCGAGGAGAAUGUGCGCAACUUAUUCAAUAGGGCACGCAGCGCCAAGCCCUGUGUGCUCUUCUUCGAUGAGUUCGACAGUCUGGCGCCGAAGCGUGGCCACGACUCCACGGGCGUAACAGAUCGUGUGGUCAAUCAGCUGCUCACCGAACUCGAUGGCGUUGAGGGACUGCAGGGCGUAACAGUUAUAGCGGCUACAUCGCGACCUGAACUUCUAGAUCCAGCGCUGUUGCGUUCCGGUCGCAUAGAUCGCUUGGUCGAGUGUCCCCUGCCGGAUGCUGUAGCGCGCGUGAGCAUCUUUGAGGCACUGAGCGCAACACUGAAUCUGGAUGAAUGUGUGGACUUCGAUUGGUUUGCGGCUCGAACACAAAACUACACUGGCGCCGAUAUACAGAGCAUUCUGACCUCGGCGAACAUGGCGGCUGUUAAGGAGGCGCUGGCACAAUUCGGACAUGAGGUGUGCAACAAACUGGGCUGCAUUGAGUUCGAGUACAGCCUGAAGGUUCUCGAUCGCAUUCGUGCAGCACCGAUCAUCACGAAAAUGGAAAAUAAGACUGCGCUUGUCAACAACAAUAUGAGCAUCAACUGUGAUGUGUUGUCGCAUAAUGAGGCCAACAUAAAAUGGAUACGCGUUAUACAGCUCAACCACUCACUGCCUCUGAGUAUACCGUUGAACACCUCGGUGGAUCAACCGAAUCUGCUGUUGCUGAACAAUGUGACGCACGAGCUGGAGGGCUGGUACACGUGCAUGGCAUCUAACGCACUGGGAACCAGCAAUAGCAGUGUCUAUGUGCAUGUCGUCGAUCAUCUGCCGUAUCGGCAUGUGUGGGAAUGGUUGCGAUCGCAUCCCCUUACCUUCACUGUCACCGUGGGGAUGUUAAUAAUGCUGUUCAUUUUGGGUAGCGCCUUUAUUGUCUAUAUGCUGCGCCGUCUGAAACGGGAAAAGCUGCUAAAGCAUCGCAUCGAGACGGUGCAUCAAUGGACCAAAAAGGUAAUCAUCUAUAAGCCGGCCAGCGUCGACGGCAGCUCCUGUGGGGUAGAUCUACAGAUACCGGUUAUCAAGAUUGAAAAGCAGCGCACCACCUUCUCCAACACGACAACUGGUGGUUCAAUGGAUCCAACACAGGCCUUCAAUGAGUACGAAUUCCCGUUGGAUGCGAACUGGGAGAUACCCAGGCAGCAGUUGUCGCUGGGAUCCAUUCUGGGUGAGGGUGCUUUUGGUCGUGUUGUUAUGGCCGAGGCGGAGGGCUUGCCACGUAGUCCGCCGCCUUCCAAUAACGGCAUGGGCAUCAUUGUCGCCGUGAAAAUGGUUAAAGAGGAGCAUACGGACACUGAUAUGGCCAGUCUGGUACGGGAAAUGGAGGUGAUGAAAAUGAUUGGCAAGCAUAUCAAUAUCAUCAAUCUGCUGGGCUGCUGCAGUCAGAACGGUCCCCUGUGGGUCAUCGUCGAGUAUGCACCCCAUGGCAAUCUCAAGGAUUUUCUGAAGCAAAAUCGGCCCGGUGCACUGCAACGACGCAGCGAUAGCGAUGGCUAUCUGGAUGAUAAGCAAAUCCAGCCAUUGCAGAAGCUGGGCGAAAAGGAGCUCACCAUGUUUGCCUUCCAGAUAGCUCGCGGCAUGGAAUAUCUCGCCUCGCGACGGUGCAUCCAUCGCGAUUUGGCAGCGCGAAAUGUGCUCGUCAGCGAUGGCUAUGUGAUGAAGAUAGCGGACUUUGGACUGGCCAGAGAUAUACAGGAUACGGAAUAUUAUCGCAAGAAUACCAAUGGACGACUGCCCAUCAAAUGGAUGGCGCCUGAAUCAUUGCAGGAGAAGUUCUACGACUCCCAGAGCGAUGUGUGGAGCUAUGGCGUGCUGCUGUGGGAAAUAAUGACAUAUGGCGAACAGCCGUAUCCGAAUAUAAUGUCCGCUGAGGAACUCAACAGUUAUUUGAUAAGUGGCCAGCGCAUGGAGAAGCCAUCAAAGUGCUCGCUGAACAUUUAUGUGGUGAUGCGACAGUGCUGGCACUUUGAGUCCUGUGCGAGGCCCACGUUCGCGGAGCUGGUGGAGAGUUUCGAUGGGAUACUGCAACAGGCUAGCAGUAAUCCCAACGAUGCGUAUUUGGAUUUAUCGAUACCAAUGCUGGAGACGCCGCCUUCCUCAGGCGAUGAGGAGGAUGGCUCUGAAACAGAAACAUCCCGAGAGACUUUACCGCUUAGAUAUCAGUACACAUAUAAGUUUAACUAGUGCUAGGCUAAUGGCUUUACCAAUAAUUUUCAUCGACCAUCCAUUAAAAUACUCAUCAAUAAAUUA
Messenger RNA from Drosophila grimshawi, 4787 nucleotides. Its product is annotated as peroxisome biogenesis factor 1. Gene Ontology annotation, molecular function: ATP hydrolysis activity; ATP binding; transmembrane receptor protein tyrosine kinase activity. Gene Ontology annotation, biological process: multicellular organism development; cell surface receptor protein tyrosine kinase signaling pathway; protein import into peroxisome matrix. The transcript is spliced from 9 exons. The record is from RefSeq and is a predicted model, not a curated record. Gene Ontology annotation, cellular component: signaling receptor complex; peroxisome; cytosol. NCBI's taxonomy places the organism in Eukaryota, Metazoa, Arthropoda, Insecta, Diptera, Drosophilidae. Bases 105 to 4721 code for a protein of 1538 amino acids.